AUGUGGAUGGCGCUAGCGGCCGAGUACAAUGACUCCAGGGACCCUGCCUGGCGGGAACGCGACUUUGACUCACUGCGGAGAAAGUUUCGCAAGCUCUACGGGAAGGCCAACCCCACGGGCAAUCAGGGUGACCGCCUGACGCUCAAACAGCGAGCUAUCCUCAUGGCUCAUGAGACUCAAUAUGAGAUAGAGAAGAAGGGAGGGGCGCACACCUCGCACGACGGGCGCGACAACGGAGAGGACGACGAGAACCUCAUGGAUGAGGUCAACGUGGCCCUCUUCGCGGACGAGGUGGGCAAGCCCUUCACCGUGAAACCGAACUCGGUCUCGACCAAGGGCGGUGGAGACAGCAACCGUGCUCGGAUCGACAAGCAGCAGGAGGAUGACGAGGAGGAGGUGGCGGAGGAGGACGACGAGUCGGUCUCCUCUGUCAACUCGGUCAACGACGAAAAAAGCUCGGAGGAGGCUAAUGGUGCACGGAGCGACCGAAGUGCGGCCUCUGCAACGACCAUUGACGCUCGAUCAACGCCAAAGGCGUUGGCGAGGCCCACGCCGGUGACACCGAGAGCUGUGGGCCGCCCGAAGCGCGACUGCCAACCUCUGGCUUCGGUGGCUUCGCCCGACGGGCCCACCCUAACGCGAAACCCGGAUCGUGCUGCUUCCGAUGCAGCAGAGGCCGAAAAACACAAACGGCUGCACAACACCAGUGAUCGCCUAGGUGGGCGAGAUCUACGAGUUCUUCGGGACAACUUUGAGGUGAUGGGUGGGCGUGAUCCAGGAGCUAAAGCCAAAAGCCCCCCGUCUGAGAGCUCGGUGACGGCGAUGUACGCUGCGUCGAAGAGAAACCAAGCCAAGAAGCACAUGGAUUCAAUUGACAAAGAAUUGAAAGAAGCAGAGGCUGCCGACGCUGCAAUGGGAUCGGAAAUGAAGGACCUACUGCUCUUCUUUCGCGAAGACGCCGAUCGCAGAGCCGAAUCCGAGGGGGAGCGGCGACGAGAGGAACGCGACAAGCGGCGCGCAGAGGAUAAACGAGAGCGAGAUGAGCGAGAGCGGGUUCGUAGGGAAGAAGCUGCGCUUGUCGAAGCCAGACGCCAGCAAGACCGCGAGGAUGCAAAACAACACCUUGAGGCCGAGGAAAAGAAAGAGGAAGCAGCUCGAGCGGAGCGUCGAGAAGAAGAGGCCGAGCGUCGCCGACAGUUCCAAGCCCGCCUUGAGCAACACCGUGCCGAAGCGCGGCAGCGCCACGAGCAAAUGAUGCUACUGAUCUCGACGAUUCACAAGAACAAGUAG
Molecule: messenger RNA, 1290 nt
Organism: Phytophthora sojae
Lineage: Eukaryota; Oomycota; Peronosporomycetes; Peronosporales; Peronosporaceae
Exons: 2
Coding region: 1-1290 (429 amino acids)
Source: RefSeq, a predicted model, not a curated record